UCGAUGAGAGAGAAAAUGUGAAAGAGGAGAGAGCCGAAGGUUGAAGACAGUGUUUCUCUUAUUGGAUCAACAUUGGACAGCUUCAAUACGUCUGGUGAGAUGUUGCCUGUUUUCAGGGAUCUAAAGGUAGCACCUCUUUUUUUACCUCUCACCACCAAGUAUUUUAAGCAUGUGCAUACAGUUAUACACCCUUUUUAUGUACCUAGUAUAAAAUUCUACAGAUGUAGGGUGUAUAUACGUAUGAUAUAAUGUGUUUGGACGUACCUUCAGACAGUACAACUUAUAUAUUAGGCUUAAAAAAAUCCUACAGACCUACGCAUGGCUAAGAAAUCUCGGCAGGUUUUCUUCUACUCACUCCACACUCGCUUAUAAGGCAAGCACGAAGCCGUGAGGUGAGGUACACCAAAGACAAAAGACAAAAGACACGCCUCUCCAUUUCGCACCUAUCCACUUCCUCCCGCUGAAGCCGCAGCACCAGCACACUCCAAUAGCAUACACCCUUCAUGGGCAAAAGCCCCCACCGCCGGGACAGCGUCGGCGUCGGCGGCCGGCUGAAGCAGCGGGUAGCGCAGAUCCUCAUGCGCUCUUCCUGCACCACCAACACCUCGUCCACCGCCGCCAACUCGGCCACGGCCUUUGUCAGCCUCGCCAAGACCAAUGUCGACACGUACCAGGAAGGGCCACCCUCCCCGUACUUCUGCACCCCCUGCACCUACGAGCGUACCAAGGUUGACGGCGGCAGCCGCCGCCGCCGCAGCGCGUCGCUCGUCCACAUCUCGGUGGACUGCACUGGCGGGGCCGCGGCCACAUCCGGCCGGCGCUCCGUCCAGUCGGACGCGCCCCUUCUGCAGCAUCCAUCAGUGCUGGUACGGGACGUCAAGAAGCAGAGCAAGGGCAGGGGCAAGCCGGCGCGGUCUCCUUCAGCGUCGAGGUGGCAUUGCUCGUCCUCCUCUGCCUCCUGGAGCCGCGCGCGGCGGCCCAGGAGCACACCCGCUCCGUACAGCUGGUCUUCGUCCUCCACCGCGACGGACAACGAACUCGCGCCGUUCAGCAGCGAAGAGGAGGGCGGCGAGGAGGCCGAGACGAGGACGCUCUUCUCGUCCCUCAGCUUCUCGCCCGACUCCACCUCCGAGUUCUACCACACCAACGGCGGCAACAACACAAGGAAGAGCCGCGGGAACGCGACUAGCCGCGCGCCACGGCGCGCAUUGCAAAGGACCACCGACCCAGCCCCAGCCGACGCCUUCCGGCCGCUGGUAUCCGUGGAGACGAAGAAGCAUAGGGAAUGCAACGACAGGAAGAAGGAAGAGAAGGGGGUCAACGUCAAGAAGCUGAUUGGUGCGGAGGAGACCGGCGCGGGCAUGGCGGUGGUGAAGCGGUCGAGCAACCCGUACGCGGACUUCCGGAGCUCGAUGGUGGACAUGGUCGUGGAGCGGCGCAUCGGCAGCGUGGGGCAGAUGGAGGAGCUCCUGGGAUCGUACCUCUCGCUCAACUUGCCGCGCCACCACCCGGCCAUCCUCACCGCCUUCGAGGACGUCUGGGAGGCCGUCUUCGGCGAGGAGUGAGAGCGGCCAGGUGAUCAUUGAGAGGCCUUAUUGGCCAAGCUACUGAACACAGAUAUGGUCGUUGUACGGUCAGUGGAGCAGGCGUGUGUAGAUGCUGGGAAUGGAUCGAUCGACGUGUUACUUUGCAGUUUCAUUGUACUAGUUCGUAUGCACAUGCCAAUGCAUAAACUGGCAUGAUCGUGCCAUUUAAAUGUCGAGGUGCUCAUGUAACGAAUUAGAUACGGAGAUGAUAAUUGAGCGCCUGAGUUUUAUGAAG
Molecule: messenger RNA, 1821 nt
Organism: Phragmites australis (common reed)
Lineage: Eukaryota; Viridiplantae; Streptophyta; Magnoliopsida; Poales; Poaceae
Exons: 1
Coding region: 504-1565 (353 amino acids)
Biological process (GO): negative regulation of DNA-templated transcription
Source: RefSeq, a predicted model, not a curated record